Molecule: messenger RNA, 1380 nt
Organism: Huiozyma naganishii CBS 8797
Lineage: Eukaryota; Fungi; Ascomycota; Saccharomycetes; Saccharomycetales; Saccharomycetaceae
Gene: MIG1
Product: transcription factor MIG1
Exons: 1
Coding region: 1-1380 (459 amino acids)
Cellular component (GO): nucleus; cytoplasm
Molecular function (GO): RNA polymerase II cis-regulatory region sequence-specific DNA binding
Source: RefSeq, a predicted model, not a curated record
AUGGAUUCCAGUAGAGAUUUAGAUGUGCAGCAGCAGUUGGGCAUGAGUGCAGGUGGUGCCGAGAGUGAUUUGAUGGUGGAAGAGAGUGGGUUGAAGAAAAUACCGGGUGAAAAUGCUCCGAGGCCGCACGUGUGUCCCGUGUGCGGGAGGGCCUUCCAUAGGUUAGAGCAUCAAACGAGGCAUAUGAGGACGCAUACAGGUGAGAAACCACACGCCUGUGACUUCCCAGGUUGUACUAAGAGAUUUAGCAGAAGCGAUGAAUUAACAAGACACAAGAGGAUACACACCAAUCCUAAUCCAAGAAGGAAGAGAGGGAGAAAGAAGAAAGUGCAGGACCCUGUUGCCACUGGGGAUGCUGCUGCAGGGCAUCCGGUGCAGUUUGAAAUAGGCGGUGGCGAGGGGAACUCGCCGCUUUUGGCUCAACAGGAACUGCUGGCCCAGCAACGGCAGCUACCGCCUAUACUGAAUGAGGUGUCACCACCUCAACAACAUAGUUACACGGAGGUGCCCUCUCCUCAACAGCCGCAGUUGUUACCACCACCACUGUUAAGUUCAUCAAGUCAGUCGAAUGUACUGAGCAAUAGUAAUAGCUCGAGCAGAGUAAGGUUGAACGCACUGUCCUCCUUACAGAUGAUGACCCCGCUACUAAACAAGAAGGACGGUGCAACAAAUGGGUUGAGGAAUGUCAGUAAUAAUGCGUUGAGGCCUACAUUCAUGGAUAUUCCAGACAGUAAUGCCAAUGGAGUUGGCACUACCGGGUACGGUGUGAGGAAACCGCUGUCGAGGUCCAGUUCAGGGCCGGUUUUGACGAGGCCCAAAUCGUUGACGGAUAUCAAGAAAUCUUCAGGACCGUUGAAUGACAGCGCAGCACGUGGGUCACCUAUUACAAGCACAAAGGGCAUCUCGAAAAUCCACAAGUUGAGGAGACCCACGUCAGCGUUAAGUUUGACAGACUUGCUGCUGAACAAUAACUCUGAUUCCGAUUCGGAAGAUGAUCUAUACAACACCUCUGUGGAUGAAACAAGGCUCAGAGAGGAGAGAGAUUAUGUGCAAGCCGGCUCACGGAAGAGGUCCAAGGCAUCCACGCCAACGACAACCCUCAGCAGAUCGGCAAGUGGCGUGAACAUCAGCCAAAAAGUGUUCCCAGUACCGUCAAACAGCAACUCUACCGCAAGUUUUGCAGACGAGUUGAACAAUAAGUUACUGGUAGUGCAACACGAGGCACAACAGACGACCACGCCGCCGCUUGUGUCACCGGAAAUGAAACCGCAGCAGAGUGAGGCAUCGUUACCCCCAUCAGAAGUCUACAAUUGCAAUUCCCAACCGGUUGACCGCAAAAAGGGGCUGCGAGAUGUCCCGACUUUCAAUUCCCACCACUAA